This is a messenger RNA of Penaeus vannamei (Pacific white shrimp), 1698 nucleotides long. The record is from RefSeq and is a predicted model, not a curated record. NCBI's taxonomy places the organism in Eukaryota, Metazoa, Arthropoda, Malacostraca, Decapoda, Penaeidae.
AUGAGCGCGGCGGCAGGCCCUCAGCGGCGGGGGUCGUCCUCCCGCCCGACCUCCGCCUCCUCCCGGCCGCCCUCUUCGGCCUCGCGCCCCACCUCGGCCCCUUCGCGCCCGACCUCCGCGGCCUCCAGGCUCUCCGCGCCCGCCCGCCCGCUGCUUCGGUCCCAGACGCAGGCGGAGACAGCGGCUGGGUCCGGCCCGCCCACGCCCCUGCCCGCUCAGGUGGACGACCCCGGAGACUACCAUGCCCUCCUGUACGACCUGGACGCCCGCGGCCACUACUUCAUCCCGCCCGUCAUCCCGCCCCUGUAUGACCGCGCCGUGGCCGCCCCCACGCCCAUGUCCACGAGAUGCAACACGCCCGUGUGGGACCUCGACGGGGAGAAGAGAGUCCGAUUCCUGGAGCCGGAGGUGGUGGGAGACACCCCCUCCCGCCCCCCCAGCGUCACCUCCCAGUACUCGCAGGUCCUCAAGAACUCCGCCCGCUUCUUGUUCCAGCCUUCGCAGGCGCUGACGGGCGACCCAGGCGGCCACAACCCCCGCUACUGCAACUGCCCUUGCCACUUCUUCCCGUCGGGGCGCAAGAGCGUGGGGAUACAGGUCAAAAGGACGGACCCGGAGCCACCCCGCCCACGCCACUACCGGCUCUUCUUCACGCCCACGAUGAGGGGCCUCGAGCAGGUCAACUUCGGUACAAAGUCGGUCAGCUUGGCCACGCGGGCGGUCUUCUCCCAGGUGGGGCUGGCGGUGCUGGUGGUGGCGUGGUGGGUGGCGGGGGCGGCCAUCUUCUCGACCGUGGAGGGGGCGGCGGAGAGCAAGACCGUGGACAGGAUGGCCUCCCUGCGCACGGACCUGGUGCUGGGUCUGGCCACGGAGCUGCGCCAGGUGCUGCCGUACGACCUGGUGUGGAGGACCAAGAUCGAGACGUACAUGGGGCGCCUGGAGAAUGCGGUGCUGGACGCGGCGCGAGCGGGCUACGCCUCCAGGGCCCCGACGUGGACCAUGUCGGGGGCGCUGCUGUACUCCGCCUCGCUCACCACGCUCGUCGGUCCCGGCGGCAUGACCCUCAGGACAGGCUUCAGCAGAAUCUUCGCCGUCCUGUUUUCCCUCGGGCGCGCCCUCUCGUCCUUCUCCUGGCGAUCAGCGGGCCUUCACCCUCCGGAGAGCUGGCAAGGCAUGGGCGGCGUAGGCAAUGCAGGAAUAGCGGGGCGGCAGAGCCCGGUGUCCGACGGUCGCGGCCAGGAGAGCUCCGCGGGAGCAGUGACGGAGCGGCAGGGCGCUCCGCGAUCGCCGACACAGGACGCCAGCAGCGAGUCUGGACUGGCAUCAACGCCGCUCGACGACAUCCGCGGGGCGUCCCUCGGAGCAGCGCCUUCGGAGCCGACGCGACUGACGCUGUCCCUCGGCGGCCCAAACAGGUUGAUACUACCUCCUAUCCGCCCCACGCUCGCGACGCCCCAAGACUGGCCCCGUGGGUGUGCCUGGGCGAGAGCAGACUCUGGUCCUCAACAAGAUCAUCGUACCUUACGUGCUGUACAUGCCUUCUGGGUUCGAGCUUGCCACCAAGCCUCUCGUAAAUGUUGCGUGAUGAGCGUGUGGCGCCUCGCUGUGUCGCCUCGCUCAGUCAACACCGGGCAAGUACCUGGCACGUCGGAGGCCCACCGAGAUAACACCUCCGACGAGGAACCUGGUGUCACCUAG